Molecule: messenger RNA, 6390 nt
Organism: Mytilus californianus (California mussel)
Lineage: Eukaryota; Metazoa; Mollusca; Bivalvia; Mytilida; Mytilidae
Exons: 7
Coding region: 501-3542 (1013 amino acids)
Biological process (GO): regulation of apoptotic process
Molecular function (GO): protein binding
Source: RefSeq, a predicted model, not a curated record
UUCUAUUUUAACACAUAAUUCACUUUUAUUGUACAUAUCUCUCAGGAUUGCAUAAAAGUUACCACCUAUAUUAUGUUUUAAUAGCUUAUAUUUUAAACCAGAAUGCAUGACUUUGUCAUUGACGUAUGAAUCAAUGACUUAUGAAUACACAACGUCAGAGUGGGCGUUCUAUAAAAAUUGACAACAUUGAAAAUAAAUAACCAAUCAGAAGACCGUAAAUACACCAAAUUUAUUUAUAUGAUGAUUUGUACUUCAAAAACCGGAACGUAAUACUGGAAAUUCAUUUUGAUAUGUAUAAGUUGAACUGUGUUUAACCCCAGCAUAUAUGUAAGAUUUGUACAGACCGGGAGUAUUUAUACACUUGAUUUUGAAUAUAUAUAAUGUUAUUAAAAACGAAAGUUAAAUAUAUUAUAAAAUCAACUCACUAAAUUGGGACUUCCCAGCUAAGAGAUCAGAAAAAAAAAAAUCCAAAAGAAAAUCCCUUGAAACAACCCACGGAUAUGGCCUCAUCAGAUAUCAAGCCAGACACCAGUGAUAUUUCUGUUCGCACAUCAACAGAGACAAAUAAUGAUGUUCUUCAACACGGAUCGAUAGAAUUAAAUGGUGUUGCUGUCCAAACAGAAGUCCAUAAAGAUAAAGUGUCAAAAAGCAACAAAUCGACAGAAAUACAGUCUUUGUCUAGUUCAAACAUAGGUCAACCCCAACACGGACAUCCUCUUCAUCUUGAUAAAGUAGCUCAUAAAACAGUAUUUGACAAACAUGUUUUGGAUAACCUUAUUUCUAAAUGUAUUAUAAUGAUUGAGGACAGAGAAGAAAUAAUUAAGCCGACAACACAGUUUGAACGUAAUAAAGUUCUUUUGGAAAUCCUUACGGAACGUCCAUAUGAUACUUUCCAGCUAUUCAAAGAUGUCCUGAUACAAUUAGACCAGUGUACUUCUGAUGUCCAACAACUACUUAAUGGAAUUAGAAUAAGUAACAGUGAAGCACCUUCCAAUCUUUCACAUGCUGAAAUUAAUGUUAACGCAAAUUCAAUAAAAUUACAGAAAAACUACAAACUGUUGGUACACGAUAUGGAUUGUACAACAGAUGUAGUUGACCAUCUUCUACAAUCAGAAGUCCUAGAACCAGAAGACCGAGAGGAAAUAUGUACUCUUAGCCUUACUAGACAAGAGAGUAAUAGACGUCUAUUGGCUAAAUUAUUGUACAAAGAUAAAAACGCUUACAAUCUGUUUCUAGAAGCUCUACGAUAUGCAUCUUAUGAACAGAUUGUAGAUGACCUUGAAAAUACGGAGGUGACAACGCAUGAUAAGAAUUUAUGUCAUAUAGGAAUGAUAAAAUUGAGAGAAAGAUAUAGGAAGAAGGAACAAGGACAAGACAUGAUAUCCCAAAUAGAUAAGAACUUAACAAAGAUACAAAGUGAACUUCAAGAAGUUAUUCCUGAACAUAUACGAGCUCAAAUGGGAUUACAGAUUAAGGAAUGGAUCCUCAAAGACAGAUCAUUUGUAUCUACAAGGGGCAGUGAACAUGUCAGAGUCUGUGUACAGGACAACAAUUGUGUGACCAUAACAGGCAGUGCCGGUGUAGGAAAAACAUUUAUUUCCCGACAUGUUGCGCUGAUUUUGCAGAAAGACGGGUACAAAAUAAUACCAGUGAUAGAGUCAACAGACAUUAGAAAUUAUUACCAACCUGGUAGGAAGACAGUUUUUGUUGUAGAUGAUAUCUGUGGAAAAUUCACUGCUAGCCAACAACAGAUUGAAAAGUGGCAACAGUUGUUACCUUUGAUUAAAACAAUAGUAGAAGAUAACUGUUGCAAGAUUAUUGUAACGUGCCGGUUACAAGUUUAUAAGGACAGACAUUUUGGAGUAUUAUCUCAACCAUUCAAGUCCUGUGAAUGCAACUUGAUAUCCGACGAAUUGCGUUUAACAGGAUCAGAAAAAACCAGCAUGGCAGAAUCAUAUUUUGGUAAACAUAUGGAUGAAUUGGACUUAAUUGAAGUGUCAGAACAAUCUUUCCCACUUCUCUGUUCUUUAUGUCAUCGGAAACCGGAUAUGGACGUGCACAUGUUUUUCAAAAGUCCCUUUGAAUUGUAUAAAAACGAACUAGAUAGAUUAUAUUGUUCUGGAAAACAAGGGUUGAUGGAAAUUUGUUCCUUAGUAAUGAUAGUCCUCUAUAAUAACAAACUGGAUGGAAAAUUUUUUUCAGGAGAAAUUACAGACGAACAAAGAAAACUCCUGGAUGACACUUUUGAAGCUUGUGAACUGAAAAGAGGAACAUCUAGAAUUAAGCUGAAAGCUGCUAUUGAUACUUUAGUUGGUACCUAUAUUUCUGAAGAGAAUAAUGUUUAUAGUAGUUUGCAUGACAGGUUAUUUGACUUCUUCGCUCACUACUUUGGUCUAAAGAUGAUACAUUUAAUCAUAAAGCAUGGAGACAGUGGUUUCUUACGUGAACGUAUCGUAUGGAAGGCAAAAAAAGAGGAUCACAAAAACGAUGUCGAGUUUACAAUAACACUUCCUGAUCAAAACCUCCAAUCUUAUUUAAAAAGACUGAUUUCAGAUUGGUCAGACGGGAAAGUCACAAAUGUUUUCUACAAUGAUAGCAUGAGAAUUCCUGAAUUUAGGCAACAUUUGUUGCAUAAUCUUGACCAACUUAGUAAGUCUCAACGAAGUGAUCUAGCCAAUAAGAGUGAUAAUGAAAGAGAAGACUUUGCAGCAGGCAAUACACCUCUUAUAAAGACAUGUCGUGGUGGUUAUUCUGAUAUAGUGGAGUGGUUGUUGGAUAACAAUGGUAUUGUCAAUGUAAGUAGAGCCAAUGGCGUAACUCCGCUUUUCAUGGCAGCGCAAGAUGGUCACACAGACAUCGUUAGAACGUUACUGAAAAAGAAAGCAAACAUCAAUUUGAGUGACAGUGUCGGUGGUACACCUCUUAGAAUUGCCUCUCAGACAAAUCAUUCUGAUGUUGUCCGUUUAUUAAUUGAACAUAACGCGGACAUAAAUGCACAGAUGUAUGAUGGCGACAAUCCGCUUUUGACGGCCACCCGUAAUGGUUUUGCAGAUAUUGUGGAGGUUUUAUUAGCUAAAGGAGCUGACUGUAAUAAAUGCCUACAAAGCAAACAGUUAAUAGUAGAUUUCAUUGCUGAACAUCCUUUAAAGACAAUUAAAAGUGUACAACAAAGUUGGCUGAAAGUUGCAAAUAAAUACGGUUCAUUAGUUGCUAAAGAGUUCGUUAAAAAUGCAUUACCAGAAUAUGUUUUUGAUAUGUUCGCUGGUUCAUACCCACUACACCUUGCUAGUUUCAUGGGACAUAAAGAAGUAGUCAAAGUCCUCCUGGACCACAAUCUAAAUGUGAACGUUACAAAAGCUGAUGAAACGACACCGUUAUUCUAUGCAUGUGAAGUCGGACAUGAGGAUAUUGUUUGUUUAUUGUUAGAGAGAAGUGCUAACAUAGGCAUGCAACGGACUGAUGGGAAAUCUCCGCUGGACAUUGCAUCGGACAAUGGUCAUAGGUCUAUAGUGAUAACUUUGGAAGAAUAUUCAAAGAAAUAGCAAUAGCUUUUUUCUUACUUUAAAGACUUGAUUAAAGCAAAUAAGUAGGGUCACGAAGGCCUUUAUUUUGACAUUAAAAUUUUGUAAUAUCAUAUGUAGGUAGAUACCCAAAUUUAUUUAACUAUCUUCAAUAUGCAAAUUUAAACAAAUUUGACCCUUUUUCUGUCCACUGUUCGCUUCAAAAGUAUAGUAUGUUACAAGUGGUUUUACCAGAUUGCCCAAUGGUCACACUCUUUGGCCAAAAUAAGAUUGUUAUAAAAAGAUGUAAUUGGGUCAGAUACACAUUCAAACAAAACAAAAUGUGGUGGUUCAUGCAUGUGGCCAAUGUCGUUUGAUGCAAAAACUAUUAAAAUUUAGGCAAACAAUUUGUCAAAUUAAUAUUUCCUUUAUGAAUGUGCAAAUUUGUGACGUCACAAUGACAUCCUAUGUGUUCUAAAGCGUCAAAGCUUGUUGGUUUUGUAUUUAGCAGACAAAUUUACAUAUUUUGUUAUCUAAUAUUUACCAUUAUUACUGAAGUUAAAUUUCAGGGAAUUUUAGGGACAAUAUUGUCCCUUUGUGAAACUGCUCCUUUCAGUUUUAGACAUAUUGUCAUUUUUCCAUCUGUUUCAAUGAUAAUGUUAUGUAGCUUUGCUGUUUAACCAAAAUAUCUACUUUUUGAGACGCACUCCAACGUAAAUGUUACAGGAGAAAUUUUCAUGGAUGAUUUUGAUACUUUUAUUAACUAAACAAAGAAGAUACAUUGCGUAAGGCAUGUGAUGCUCCUUUGAAAAUGUUAUGCUUUUCUUUUGUAGGACAAUACAUUUCUAUUCCUUUCAAAUUUAUUACUCAAAUUUUGCAAAGUUAACAGGGGGUAAUAUGUGAAUGUUGAUAAUUCAACAUGUACAUGUUAGGUGUCAUGCUAAGAACUGUUCUUUGUGAAUUUUGGAACGACAUAAAACUAACUUAAAACAUUCAGUUUAUUUAUUUAUUGAAAAAUCAUCCUAAAUGCAUUUAACAUAAUUAUGUCAUAUAGAAAAAUAACAACUGGACUUUACGUCACGGUGCAUAAAGAUAAUAACUUUGAACAUCCCUGUCAUUGGCGGAAAAUUUGAAGACUAAACAAUUCCGAGAAAAUUAACUUUUUUGAAUAUAUCUACAACCAUAAACAUGAAAGUUGUUUCUUGAAAACUAUUGAAGAAGUUGACUAAUCAAACCAUGUCUGGGGCCUCGGUGGCCGAGUGGUCUAAGUAGUUACUACUGUAUUCACUAGCCAGUCAACACUGAGGUUGUGAGUUCGAACCCCGCUCGUGCGGGUGCACUCGACUCCAAUCUUAAUUGACUAGGAUUGUCAGUUUUCCUAUCGAAGGUCGGUGGUUUUCUCCGGGCACUCCGGAUUCCUCUACCAAUAAAAACUGGCCGCCACGAAAUAGCCCAAAAGCGGUGCUUAAAAGUGGCGUUAAAAACACAUAAAUCAAAAUCAAAUCAAUCAAACCAUUCCUGCAUAAUUUCACUCAAACAAAAGGUCAUCAUCCUGUCAUUUGUUUGAAAUUUAAAGCAAUCAAAAUCCUGAUAAGAUGAUCACCCUUUCUAGAAAAAAUCUGCAUAAUCAUGAAAAUAAGUCCAAGCUUGAAAUAUAUAAGAGGAGACAGCUGGACGAACCAUGUUUUUCGCUUGCAUAAUUUCACUACAAAUUGACAGAGCUCACUAUCUUGUAAUUAUCAGAAAAUAUAAUAAAAGUACAAAUCCUGAUAUUAUGCACAACUUAAGUUAAGACCCUCCAUAAUAAAGCUUGAAAGUUGUAGGAGGCUUAACAAAUCUCACCAAAGAUACCAGGCUUACAAUUUGGUAAGCAAGACGUGCGUUACAUUAACAGUAUCAGUUUUGCUGCAUCACAUGAGAAUUUCAACAAAUGAUAAUCCUCAAUGAUAAUCAAAAACUUAUACAAACGUUAAAGAACUGCUAAGCCAAAAAGGACCAAAGGCAUAGCCAGACCUCGAACAAUGAAUCAGAGCUAUAAAUGAAGGAGAUAUGUUCCUUAAUUUGAAUUGAUUUCCCAACGUGUCUUAAAACACAUUUCAUUAUACCAUAUCCGUAUUUUAAGUCUCGUCACUGGUUCUAGAAUCAAAACAGUUAGAAGGUCAUUAAAAAAAGCUGAAUGCAUUGAAACCAUCAAAUUGCGAACAUUUGUACCAAAUACGGUUCAGGCUAUCUAUGCCUGGGAGAAGAAAAAACCUUAAGUGUUUCGAAUGAUUCAACAUUUUAUAAAGAAUAAAUUUACAGAUAAUGGCCGUAUCAAUGAUAUUUCAGAAGACUACUUGGCUGGUGAUGCCCUCCAGGACGCACCACCAGUGAAAUCGUCCCAAUACUUGUAAAAGCUCAUUAAAAAUACAGUGCUUACAAUUUUCUAAGCUAGACACGCGUUUCGUCUACAUAAGACCCAUCAGCGGCACUCGAAUAAAAACUACAAACAAUACCUCUAUCAUGUUUAUGGAUUAACUUUGAAAUAAAUAUUUUCCCAAAAAAGAUAUAUGUAUAUCAGGAGUUUUGCCGGUUGUCUUUAUUUAUAAGUAUGAAAAUGUUAUUCAAACGAAUAAUUAUUCAACGUGAGAAAAGGGUAUAGCAAACAUUUGUUAUAGAAGUAUUCGCUUUAACAAGUUAGUGAAAACAGAUUUUGGUUUUUAUGUUGAGAACACAAUGCGUGAUUCUCUUACAAUAUAAUUUGUUCGGAAUGUUAAAAUCAGUUCAAUAAUAUGUGUAUAAAAGGUUACUAAUUCAACACUGUAAUUUGAUCUUUGAAUAUUGUUUUUAUUUUUUUUGGGGGGGGGGGGGGGGGGGGGGGGGGGGUCAGUAAAUUAAAAACAAUACUAAA